Molecule: messenger RNA, 806 nt
Organism: Anopheles merus
Lineage: Eukaryota; Metazoa; Arthropoda; Insecta; Diptera; Culicidae
Product: larval cuticle protein A2B-like
Exons: 2
Coding region: 99-641 (180 amino acids)
Cellular component (GO): extracellular matrix
Source: RefSeq, a predicted model, not a curated record
GAAUUUUGGCAACAAAUCAGCAUCAGUUCAUUCAGAGCCUUCAGCGCAACACAACCGAGCAGUGAAGCAUACAGCUACCACAUCUAAAAAAUACAUAAAUGGCAUUCAAAUUCUUGGCCGUCGUAGCUUUUCUGGCAGUUGCCAGUGCACAGCACUACGAUCCGCACCAUUACCAGCCACAGUACCACCAGUAUCACCAUGAACCAGCCGUAGUCAAGACUAUCCAGCCCGCUCUUAUCAAGACCGUCCAGCCCGCUCUGGUCAAGACCGUCAAGCACGUCGAAUACCCAGAAGCCCCGGCCGAGUACCAGUUCCAAUACUCCGUGCAUGAUGACCAUACUGGAGACAUCAAGAGCCAGCAGGAGGAACGUCACGGUGAUGACGUCAAGGGACAGUACACUCUGAUCGAUGCCGAUGGCCACCGUCGUGUGGUUGACUACACCGCCGAUGAGCACAACGGAUUCAACGCCGUCGUCCGUCGUGAGCCUCUGGAGGGACACAAAAUCGUCAAGACGAUCGCUCCAGUUGCCAAAGUGAUUGCUCCUCUGCCGGUCGCCAAGGUAUACAGCGCCCCGAUCACUAAGGUCGUCGCCCCUCAGGUCCAUUACAGCCACCAGCCUCAUUACGACCAGCACUAUUAAGCGAACAUUAGAUCGAUAAGACGGCGCUUCCAAUUACCGAGCGAAUUCUAGCGAACCAACUCUCUAUUUUCAUCCUCAUCUUAUGCUGCCUCAUCUUCCAUUCAUGCUAGCUCAAUUGUAAUGAAAAUACAAUGUAAAUAAAAUAUCAAAUGUAUAAAAACUAAA